GAAGCAAUGGCAGGGACACACUUCCCAAAGCACAGGGACACAUUGUGCCUGUUUGAUGUGGAUGGAACUUUAACCCCUGCAAGACAGGUACAUGCAUGUAGAAGAGAAAGGGCUGCAAAGAGGCUACAGGAGAUCAACAGAACUGAGAUUCAAAAAGGAUGUUAAUAAAGAAAGUGGACCCUGAGGUGGACAUAUUUUUACAGAAGCUCCGACAAAGAGUAAAGAUUGGAGUGGUAGGAGGCUCAGAUUAUUCAAAGAUUGCAGAACAGCUUGGAGAAGGCGAUCAAGUGGUUCGCAAAUUCGAUUACUUGUUUGCAGAGAAUGGCACGGUUCAGUACAAAGAUGGUGCGCUGCUUUCAAGACAGGCCAUACAAAAUCACCUGGGGGAAGAACUACUUCAGGAUCUUAUUAACUUCUGUCUGAGUUACAUUGCGAUGCUCAAACUGCCUAAGAAACGAGGAACAUUUAUUGAAUUUCGUAAUGGAAUGUUGAACAUCUCACCUAUUGGCCGUAGCUGCAAUCAAGAGGAGAGGAUUGAAUUUUCUGAGUUGGAUAAGAAAGAAAAAAUCAGAGAAAAAUUUGUUUCAGCUCUACAGAAUGAGUUUGCAGGCAAAGGAUUGAGGUUCACAAGGGGUGGCAUGAUCAGCUUCGAUGUUUUUCCUGAAGGAUGGGACAAGCGCUGCUGUCUGGAUGUUCUUGAUGAAGAACAGUUUAGCACUAUUCACUUCUUUGGAAAUGAGACUUCACCGGGGGGUAAUGACUAUGAAAUUUAUGCAGAUCCUCGUACAGUGGGACAUACAGUGACAUCCCCUGAGGACACUGUACAGCGUUGUCGGCAACUCUUCUUCCCUGAAAGAGACAACGAAGUUUGAUUUUGGAACUCACUAUGCAGAUGUAAUGAAAUGCCAAGAGCAUGACCAGAAUGGUCUACUAAAAUGGGUCAUAAAACAUGCUUUGUUUUUUUUCUACCUGAAAGACGUGACCGUUGCAUAGAGAAAAGCUGGCUAUAUUACAAUCUACAAUUCCAUUGUAUAGUUCAGGAUUGGACUCUUGUAUCCUGUCUGUUACAGUAUUCAAGUGCACUAGCUACUUCAUUGUUCGACUAAAGUAACUACAGGGCCACAGACAUCAACAUUGAGGGUUCUGCCCUGGUAACUCAGCAGCUUCUAUAUACAUGAUACGUACAUUAGUAGUUGAUGAUGUGGUGGAUGUUCUGUAGACUAACUUUAUUGUCUGUUCACUGGGGUCAAAGUUGUUGCUGUUUGUGAGGACAGUCUAAUUUGUUGGUGAAACCAUUUUUAUAUGUAAGAGCUUUACUGUAUAUAAUUAAUAUGUUUAGCUGUACAUAUCUACUAU
Messenger RNA from Rana temporaria (common frog), 1356 nucleotides. It is a transcript of the gene PMM1, whose product is annotated as phosphomannomutase 1. Lineage: Eukaryota; Metazoa; Chordata; Amphibia; Anura; Ranidae. Gene Ontology annotation, cellular component: cytosol. Gene Ontology annotation, biological process: protein N-linked glycosylation; mannose metabolic process; GDP-mannose biosynthetic process. The transcript is spliced from 9 exons. The coding region runs from base 159 to 872 and encodes 237 amino acids. Gene Ontology annotation, molecular function: phosphomannomutase activity. The record is from RefSeq and is a predicted model, not a curated record.